Messenger RNA from Asterias rubens (European starfish), 2357 nucleotides. Its product is annotated as endoplasmic reticulum membrane-associated RNA degradation protein-like. The record is from RefSeq and is a predicted model, not a curated record. The transcript is spliced from 19 exons. The coding region runs from base 264 to 2261 and encodes 665 amino acids. NCBI's taxonomy places the organism in Eukaryota, Metazoa, Echinodermata, Asteroidea, Forcipulatida, Asteriidae.
CAGUGCCACUUUGCGUGCGUCUGUGUUGCAUAGUCUGGUACCUGCUGUCCGAUUUGUCCGUCAUGCGAUCAACAAAGUCAGUCAAAUUUUAAUGUUUUUGAGUUCCAGGAAUAAUCUUUUGCACAGCAGUUCCGGCAGAUCAGGCAGAUCAGGCAGUUCCGGCUUUUACCAAUUGCCGUUAAAAUGAGCUCUGAAAGAUCUUCAUUUCAACUGUGUUUGGGGGUGAAGAUCAGUUUCACCAUGGCGACCUUUGACCUGAGGUGAUGGCGACUUGUCUGUCUCCAAAGAAACACCAUCUUGUGUGCGAGUUGGGAUCUGUCGUUGAUUCCGAUGCGGAGGACGUUAGGGGAAUACCGUUCUUCGAUUCGAAGGCGGGGUUGUUGUUAUGGAACCUUCUACCUGUGAACGGAGUCAGCCUAGAUGAUGGAUUGAAAUCCACUGAAUUCAUGUAUGAGAGCUACGUUGCCACUCUUGCUCCAUACUGCCAUACACUACAUGAAUGGGUUCUUCGUCAAAGUGAUGUGGACAUUUCAGAAAAAUACACGAAGCAUCUAGAAUGGACUGGCAAUACUCAGCUUUUCUUAGAUUGUUUCAAGAUGGCAAGGUCUGGUCAAGGGGUCACUGCAAGCCUGAGCAUCUUGCUGUCAACUGCAGCCAUGGAAAGAGCACUUGGAGAUGUAUUUCUUGUGAGGAGUAAGGACCCAUGUCCUGCAAUGCUGAAGAAUCUUCUUGCCACUCAAGAACUAAUCGACAUCUUUAGAGAGAAUGCUAUAACCCUUCUACAGAUUCUGAUUGGUCCACCAACAAGCCUUAACCUGCGGAAUAUACUAUGGCAUGGGUUUGCUGCUCCAGAUGAAAUCCCAAUGAGGUAUAGUACCUUUCUACUUCUGGUUGUUGCCAGUCUGAGUAGUUUACUGACUGAACAUCAAAUAACACCCUGUCACAUACCACAUCGGACCCCACUCACCUUGCCACAACUACAAACUGAAAUAUUUACUCAAAGAUUUCCAGAUUUCAAUGCUGCUGAUUUAGAUCAAAUAUGGGAAUUAUUUUCAACUACCAACUUCUUUCACAAAUCCAUGUUGCCUUUCUGUAACGCUGCCUUGGACUACUUCAAAGAAGAUAAAUAUGGUAUGACCAAUGCCCUCCUACUUCCACAACUUGAGAACGGUCUGAGGGGAUUGUUUGCAACGGCCAAUGACUGCCCAGAGAGAUUACUAACGGCAGAAUCGGAUUACUUCACAACAUUUGAUGAGAUGCUGUGUCCAACCUUGUCUCAUGAUGAAUUCGUCAAUGCAUUGAUACCAACUUUAGGAGAGUCAUACAUGGAAAUGCUACUGGAUCUUCUUGUCCAUCCAGAUGGCCCAAGACUGAGAGACCACAUCAGCCAUGGGGAGUUUGACCUACACACCAUGGUCAGAUCAUCAGCUGUUCAUGUCAUUACAGUAUGUGCUGCCUUCUGCCGCAUGGGUUCUGAUCAAGCACUAGCUCAGGUACCUUUACUCAGUAGAAUUAACACAAUGGCUGUCGACUACACGUCUCUGUUCCAUCCAAUAUGCCUCGCCAAGGAGGAGCUUCUUAGCUUUAUCAAGUCACUGUCUAAGUGGGUUGACCUGAGAGGACCUGAGGAUGAGGGUGUGGCAUCGUGUAAGGCGUGGUCGGGCGGAGACAGUGGCAGUGUUGGACGACGACGAGAGUUGAUGAGGAGUCUACUCAGAAUGAAUCAUGGCGAGCAGUUUAUGGAAUCAGAACAUCUAAUGGAGAGUACACUGAUGCCCUUCUCUGACCUACAGCCACUUGUUGAAUGCAUCUCUAAGUCAUCUGCAGAAACUCUAUUCAGAUCUCGCAAGGAAUUAGAAGUGACAUCACUACUCAGACGCAUCACAGUGCAGUGCGAGGCAACUGGUGUUAAUGUAGUCAUCAUGGCAACUCAAAGAUAUCAACAAUAUGUUGCUAUGGAGCUCAGAUCUCGACAGAGGGCCAAUUAUUCAAGACUUCUAAACAGUAUUCCAAGGCUGUCGUCAGGACUGAGGCUCAUUAUUUUACUUCUCUUCUGUCAACUCAGAAACCUUACUUCUUUAAAGUCCUCCACUUCCAAAGAUAUCCAGUCACAAAUCAAAUUUUUGAAAGGUGUGUUACGCUACGCAGAAAACGUCAACAGCCUUACGGGGCCGGAGAGGAACAAAUGGGAUGAAUGUUGUACUCUGAUUGAGUCUCUCUACAGCCUUGUCCAGAGUUACUCUGUAAAACUAAAGCCGUAACUUCAAUCAAGACUUCACCAUGGACAGACACUUGACACCCACUCCUCAGAGUUGAAGAUAAAUUCCUACAAUUUGUUUCCGGUUGAUUGUGUGUAG